UCUUACGUCAGUCAAGGAGCGUCUUUUUAUUAAAACCAGAGCAGGAGAAAAGCGGUUAGAACACAGAGAAAGUACAUUGAGGCACAGUAGAAUCACAUCACAUGAACGCAACACAUUCUUCGUCAAGUAGCGGCGGUUCUGGCAUCGGGAAUCCAGCCCUUGGCUAUGGCAACACACCGACAUGUUACUUUGUAAUGAUUGGUACCAAAGACAAUCCCAUCUACGAAGCAGAAUUUGUCUCAGUUACCACUGCACGGUCAUCUUCAGGAACAUCUGGUAUUCCGGAAGCUAAAAAAGAAGAAUUUCGCCACUUGAAUCAAUUUAUUGCCCACUCAGCACUGGAUAUGAUUGAAGAUAUUCAAUGGAGCACCAACCAAAUGUAUCUCAAGUCAAUCGACAAGUUUAAUGAGCGGUUCAUCUCUGCAUAUCUCACUGCAGGAAACAUCAAACUACUGUUAUUACAUGAUGCCAAGAGUGAAGAAUCUAUUCGAAACUUUUUCAAUGAUUGUUAUGAGCUGUACAUCAAAACUUUAUUGAAUCCUUUUUACGAGCCCAACAGUAUCAUCAGUUCACCGGCAUUCGAUGCAAAAGUAAGACUUAGUGCAAAGAGAUGUCUUUAGAAAGCAGAGAUGGAGC
Molecule: messenger RNA, 636 nt
Organism: Lobosporangium transversale
Lineage: Eukaryota; Fungi; Mortierellomycota; Mortierellomycetes; Mortierellales; Mortierellaceae
Product: Sedlin, N-terminal conserved region-domain-containing protein
Exons: 4
Coding region: 102-620 (172 amino acids)
Biological process (GO): endoplasmic reticulum to Golgi vesicle-mediated transport
Cellular component (GO): cytoplasm; TRAPP complex; nucleus
Source: RefSeq, a predicted model, not a curated record